Molecule: messenger RNA, 358 nt
Organism: Prorocentrum cordatum
Lineage: Eukaryota; Dinophyceae; Prorocentrales; Prorocentraceae
Source: the annotation of a GenBank genome assembly
CCUGCCCCCUCCUCUUUUCGUUUUUCUCCUUCGCCGCAUGCGGCGGGUCGGGGCUGCAUGCGCAGCGGCCCGCGGGGCCGCGCGGAGUGCUGGCGGCCAGAUGCCGUCGACGACGCGCUCGUCGCCGUGGUCUUCGAGGCAUGGUCCAGCCUGGCGUGCGACGAGCGCCUGGCGCGACACCUCGGCAGGCUCCAGGCGGAGGCCGACGAGCUGCGUGGGGAGGCCGCGCUGGCGGACGGGCGGGGCGAGAGGCGGAAGGACGGCCCCCGCGACGACGCGGCCCUGUCGGCCUCCCAGGCGCUCGUGGCGCGCCUGCAGGCGGAGGCGCGGGAGCUGCGGCGCGAGCUGUCGGAGGAGC